Messenger RNA from Cladocopium goreaui, 2162 nucleotides. NCBI's taxonomy places the organism in Eukaryota, Dinophyceae, Suessiales, Symbiodiniaceae. The record is from the annotation of a GenBank genome assembly.
UUCUCCCAGCUGCACUCCCGGGUGAUUUUCAAUGGCAAGCGCGCCAGUGUUUCACAAAACCGAACAGCCUUGGCCUCAGUGGCCAUGCGAUUCCGAGGAAGAGGUUGAGGCGGUUGAGGUCGUUCAAGCGAGCAGAAAAGGAACCAUCUCGGUUCCCAUCUCGCCGGGGUCAAGGCUCUAUGAAAGGGCAUUUAGUACUGAGACCAAGCAAUGCAGUGUUUCUUCACACGUGGUCCUGCAAUGUGGCGGCCUGGUGCUGGCCAACGGGAAUGAAGAACAGAAACAUGAGACUUAUUCCGAAGAAUUUGAUGGACAAAAAUGGGACUUCUUCAUCAGUCACAAUUGGUCCGUCAAAAGGUGGCAAAAGUUCCUGGCCUUGUGUCUGGUAUGGAGUGGCAAGAAGGCUCUCAUUUUCUGCGUUUGUGCUCAGUUGAUUUUCUUUACACUCGUAUCCACAGGCAUUUUGCCCGUGACCCAUAGCCAAAUUGACGGGCAUGAGAUCAGCAUUUGGUGCAUUGGCAGCUGCCUGGUGACGUAUGCUGCGACAUUUCUAGAGCACCACGAGGUCUUAGAUCUUUUGGGCAUACCUGGCUACCGGAUUUUCCUGGAUAAGGUUUGUGUCGACCAGUCUGAUGACCAGAGGAAGCGCCAGGGGAUCCAGUCCAUCACCGCUUUUCUGUAUCAUUCCGAGGCGUUGGUGGUUCUCUACUCUGAGAUAUAUCUCAAGAGGCUGUGGACCGUAUUUGAACUCACCACGUUCUUAGCCAUGAAGCCAGAGGGUCAGCUUGUGGUGCAACCUGUGAUCCUUGGUCCUGUGGCGGUUUACUUUGUCAUCAUCCAGUGCUUGCGCAUUCCCGAAAUGUUUCUGGUCCCAAUGGCCCACGACCAACUUCUGAGCCUGGAGCUCCUGCCAGCCUUGGGAGCCUAUGGUAUCAUGGCCCUGGAUCUCUUGAGCCUCCUCCUUGGUUCCGUCUUUCUGCGCCGCUGGGGCUGCUCUCGCAGCGGUAUGGCCGAGCAGCUCCAGGGCUUUACCUUCGAGGCUGCGGAGUGCGAACUGCCAGCGGAUCGACUGGAAAUCUUGGGCGCCAUUAAGGAGCUGGCCAGGAGAGAAGGGCUGGUGCCGCGGGAUGCCUCCACAAGGGUUUGUGCCGAGAGUUUCGAGCGCUUGGUACAUGAGAUCGUGCCCAAAAGGAUGGCGGGAGCCUUCCGACUCACUGGGAUCACUUGUCAGAUCGCAUGUCUCAUGUCCUUGCCCUCCAUGGCAUUGGUCUUGGACCUGUCGGCGGUGAGGCUUCGCAGUCUUCGGAGCACGCAGGAUGCAGGGUUGCUUCUUGUGAUGGAAAUUCUGCAAGAUGCCAUGUUCGAAGCCCUGAUGCCAAUCUCCAUUGGGCUGGCUGGAAUCGUGACGGGGAUCAAAGCUGGAAGCUGCUGCCGGGACUUUUUUUCCAUCACCUGUUGCUUUCUCCUCUUGGUGCUGGGCAUUUGGGUGCCAGGCGCCAAUUUGAUGCCGCACCUGGUCUCUUACCUGCCGGGCUCGGAGGUCACACAAGUCCUUCUGCUGGGGUCAAUUUUGACUGCGCAAUGUGUGGUUCUUUAUUUUCUUUACUUCGACCGAGCUCGUCGUUGGCUAUGCUCGUAGCAUCGUCGUAGCAUCUCGUAGCUACCAAUUGGUACAACGCUAUCAAACCCAUAUGUGCCGUGCACAGCUGCUCUAUGUAAUUUGCCACACGCUUCGUGAAGAAAGAAAAUGGAAUUGCUGGCUGGUACACAUCACAGCUUCUUGAACUUAUCCGAAAUGGUUGCAAGUUGUCACAUCUUGUUGAUGCCGAUGAUACAACCUUAUGUAUUCGCAUAUAUUGUUGUUGCACACGCAUAUGCACAGAGUGUUUGCUUAGCAGCGGGCUGACCAUGGCACAUGGCGUGAGACUUUCUAUUGGCUUUGACUUCUUGCAAUUCAAUUGCCCUCCUGUAUAUGCUUCAAUGUUCCACUUACAAGGUCUUAAAAGCCUUUUCCUUCACAAAUCCGAAAAGUUCAGACUUCUUUCCAGAAUUGCGAUGACAGUCACAUCGAGUUUCACCACAACCCAUGAAAAUCCAUGGGUGCAAAUACUUUGGUUCCGUCAUUGGACCGUUUCACCGCAGAUGUCGCGUCGAUGGAAAUG